Molecule: messenger RNA, 5766 nt
Organism: Astyanax mexicanus (Mexican tetra)
Lineage: Eukaryota; Metazoa; Chordata; Actinopteri; Characiformes; Acestrorhamphidae
Gene: tshz1
Product: teashirt zinc finger homeobox 1
Exons: 3
Coding region: 1028-4459 (1143 amino acids)
Biological process (GO): regulation of transcription by RNA polymerase II
Cellular component (GO): nucleus
Molecular function (GO): DNA-binding transcription factor activity, RNA polymerase II-specific; DNA binding
Source: RefSeq, a predicted model, not a curated record
CAGGCGGCUGCGGCUUUCCAGAGACCGGCGGCCGGAGCGCGGGCACGAUCCGCGGAGCGAGCCCCACGGGGAGCACGCACCGCCCCGCAUAAGUAGAGCUCUCCGCGUGCUAAAGAAGACAAGAAGAAUCAGGACUGGACUGGAAAUACACGAACAUAAUACACACGAACACACACUCUCACAGUUGUGGAAGAGGUGUGUGUGUGUGUGUGUGUGCGUAUACACACGUGUGUGUGUGUGAAUGUGUGUUUUUUUGUUGUUGUAAUACUCCCGAUUGUGGAACUUGUUUUUGGGUGGGUGAAUCCUCCUGAAGAAGACAAGAAGAAAAAGAAGAUCUCCACCGUCUCUCCAUGAUCUGAGCUGAUAUGAUCUGAUUUGAUCCAGCUGCGUCUUCUUAUCUUGUCUCUUGUUUUUUUGCAUUAUUGCAUUUUUUAUUCUUAUUUUUUUUUCUUUGUGGACGGAUGGAACCACCACCACAACCAGCGAGGAGAAUGCACGAGGAGGCGCCUCGCUCCGGAUGACCAUGUCGCUCACGCGGAGAAGCUCUACACCACCACCACAACCGAGAAGAAGACCCGCUCAGGAAAAAAAAGCGUGUCUGCUUCGAGAAGACCCACCCACUCUUUCCCACGAGCGAGCGCGAGCUCAGCUAGCUUUGACGCGUUGACGCUUUGACUGAGUAGCGUGCAUGCCUGUGGAGAAAAAUACUAAAAACUAAAAAUAAACGUAAAGAAGAUAAAGAAGAGAAGAUAUAAAGAAGAGAUAAAGGAAGUUAAACAAUUGCAAAAAAAAACGACAAUACAAAAAAAAAUCUUGAACAUUGAUUCUUGGACUUUGACUCUUUUGAACUGAAGGAACGACUUGAACAAACAACAAACAAACAUUCAAAAAAGCACCCCAAACUUUUUGAUUUUUUCCCACCACAAUUACAUUUUUUAAACGUUUUUAAAGCGUUUGUAUCCUGCAUUUCGCUUCUGUAUGAAAAGUCAAGUGGAAAGAGUUGGAGACCAGCAGCAGCAGAAGAAGCAUGCCGCGGAGAAAGCAGCAAGCACCGAGGCGAUCUUCAGCCUAUGUGCCUGAGGACGAGCUGAAGGCAGCCAAGAUCGAUGAGGAGCACCUGCAGGAUGACGGCCUCUCCUUAGACGGCCAGGACACAGAGUACCUGUGCAACGAGGAGGAUGAUGCACGUGAGCAGCUAAGCUAUCAAAACUCCCCUCUCAGCAAUGGCACCAACCCAGACGCUGGGUACGGCUCGCCCCUCAGCGACACCAGCGAUCACCUGGCCGACUUCAAAAGCACCACCUCGUCCAAAGAGGGCCAGGACAAGGAGGAGGCGGAGGACAUGGAGACAGAGCCCGGCCUUUCUUUGCAGGACAGUCUUGCACAAAUGAAAGCCGUCUAUGCAGAUCUGAUCUCGGACGCCUCCUGGUCCAGCAUCGCCAAGGACAUUAUGAAAAGCAAGCAAAUGAGCGCCAGCAGCAACAGUACCGCCAGCAACCAUAAGGGGAGCAGCAAUAGUGUUGCGAAUAGCCAUGCAAGUACCACGAACAGCAGUGGGGCCAGCAGCGUUAGCACAGCUAGUGGUAGUGCUAGCGCUAGCGCAGCAACCAGCACCACCACGAGCAACAACACCGCGAACGCCCCUACGUUUACCACUUCUAAAAACGGGAACGUAGGUGCCGCCAGUAGCGGAGGAGUUGCAUAUGACUGGCACCAAGCUGCACUCGCUAAAACUUUACAGCAUACACCAUACCACCUCCUGCCAGAGCCCAGUCUCUUCAGCACGGUACAGCUCUACCGGCAGAACAAUAAACUCUACGGGCCUGUGUUUACCGGUGCCAGCAAAUUCAGAUGCAAGGACUGCAGCGCAGCUUACGACACCCUUGUCGGCCUCACUGUGCACAUGAACGAAACAGGCCACUACCGAGACGACAAUAAAGACCAGGAGGAUGACGCAGGCAAGAAGUGGUCCAAGCCAAGGAAACGCUCCUUGAUGGAGAUGGAAGGCAAAGAGGAUGCUCAGAAAGUCUUGAAGUGCAUGUACUGCGGACACUCGUUUGAAUCCCUGCAAGACCUGAGCGUGCACAUGAUCAAAACUAAACACUACCAGAAAGUGCCUCUCAAAGAACCAAUGCCAGCUCUCGCCUCAAAGCUGGUUCCCUCUACCAAAAAGCGAGUCUUUCACGAUUUAGUGUCCCCAUGUUCGCCCGAGUCCAUCACCGGCACAACUGGUGUUCCUCUGGCAGAAUCCACACCCACCAAAGACCAGAAGGUUGCAAACCCCUACGUCACAGCGAACAACCGCUACGGCUAUCAGAACGGCGCCAGUUACACCUGGCAGUUUGAGGCCAGGAAAGCCCAGAUCCUCAAGUGCAUGGAGUGUGGGAGUUCCCACGACACCCUGCAGCAGCUAACAGCCCAUAUGAUGGUCACAGGGCAUUUCCUCAAAGUCACUAACUCUGCUUCAAAAAAAGGGAAACAACUCGUGUUUGACCCAGUGGUAGAGGAAAAAAUUCAAUCCAUUCCUCUUCCACCCACCACGACACGUCUGCCGGUUCCCACCAUAAAGUCGCAACCAGAUUCCCCGCUGCACUCCUCUGCAGCCGACGAAAGAAGAGAUUCACCGGAUGAAAAAAUGGAGGUGUGUGAACCAGAGAAGAAAAUCAAAGAGGAAAAAGAGGAUCCAUCUGAAAAGCCGGAGAAGCCUGAGAAACCCGGUCAGUACAAAUAUCUGCGAGAGGAGGAUCUGGAGGAGACUCCAAAAGGGGGUCUUGACAUUCUGAAGUCUCUAGAAAAUACUGUAUCCAGCGCGAUCAGUAAGGCUCAGACAGGUACCCCCACGUGGGGAGGCUAUCCCAGCAUCCACGCUGCCUACCAGCUGCAAGGGUCAGUGAAAUCUCUUGCUGCAGUUCAAAGUGUCAAAAUGCAACCUACCUUCAGUGCAAGCAGUCUGAAGUCUCUGUCCACCGAAACCAGUGCCCUCAUCCAUUCUCCGAGCAGCCCGUCCCCACCCCCAAACCAUAAGAACAAUGUCUUAGCCAUGGAGGAGUUAGUGGAGAAAGUCACGGGAAAAAUUGUCUCGAAGAAGGAGAAAGAGGAAAAGCCGAUUGAGCGUAUCCCAAAGCACGGCUCUGCGAAGUCGCCUUCUCCUGUACCCAAGGAGAAGAAAGACUUGCCUCCUCCUGCUGAUUUUACCAAGCCUACAAAGAACGGUACCGCAGAGGAUACUGAGUCAGUCGGUAGGGAUACAGAAUCGAAGGAGAGCCGCGCAGAUACGCCCGACAAGAACGGAAUGGAUGUCCUCAAAACGCCGGUCAGCAACGGUUGCAGCAGUUUGGGAAUCAUCACUGACCACUCACCAGAACAGCCUUUAGUCAACCAUCUCAGUGCGCUGCAGUCCAUCAUGAACACUCACUUAGGCAAGGCUUCCAAAACCGUCAGCCCACUCCUAGAUCCGUUAGCGAUGCUUUAUAAAAUCAGCAACAACAUGAUGGAGAAACCCAUUUACAACCCAACUCAGGUCAAGCAAGUCGAGUCCAUCAACAGAUAUUACGACAACGACGAUCAGCCAAUGGACUUGACGAAAUCCAAGAGCAGCAACGGGCGCACAAACAACUGCUCCUCCACCGUCAUAAGCCACAACAACAACAGCGGCAGCAUCGCCAGCCGCCCCAUUCUCUCCAACUUGUCUGAAUCGUUGUCUUCCCCUCUGCGGGAGAACGCUUUGAUGGACAUCUCAGACAUGGUGAAAAACCUCACGGGCCGCCUGACACCAAAGUCAUCGACGCCUUCUUCUAUCUCCGAGAAGUCGGACGCGGACGGCAGCGCUUUCGAGGACGCCCUGGAGGAUUUCUCCCACGUCCAGAAGAGGAAAGGGAGGCAGUCCAACUGGAACCCUCAGCAUCUACUGAUUCUGCAGGCUCAGUUUGCGUCCAGCCUUCGCGAGACCCCCGAGGGCAAAUUUGUGAUAACGGACCUGGGUCCUCAGGAGCGUGUACAUAUCUGUAAGUUCACUGGUCUCUCCAUGACCACCAUCUCUCACUGGCUGGCCAACGUGAAGUACCAGCUCAGGCGGACAGGCGGAACCAAGUUCCUGAAGAACAUCGACUCGGGCCAGCCCCUGUUCUUGUGCAGCGACUGCGCCUCCCAGUUCAGAACUCCCUCCACUUACAUUAGCCACUUAGAAUCCCAUUUAGGGUUCAGUUUGAAGGACCUCUCAAAGUUAUCUCUAGACCUUAUGAGGGAGCAGCAGGCGGUCACGAAAAUGAUAACGGACAAGACCUUCAAUUCCCUUGCCUUGACCGAGGAGGACUCUAAUUCCAUCUAUCAGUGCAAACUGUGCAAUAGGACUUUUGUCAGCAAGCAUGCAGUCAAGCUGCACCUCAGCAAAACGCAUGGCAAGUCUCCAGAGGACCAUUUGAUCUUUGUCUCUGAGCUUGAAAAGUUAGAUAAAGCCUAGAGAAGAGGAACAGUGGCAGUGAAGUGACUGACUCUGAAGAAUCCUUGCACUACAUCACAGUACUGCACUGCACCUGAACUGAGCCUUCAGUCAAAAUCAGUCAAGAACUAAACUCAUUUCUUGUGCUGCCUGACUGGACCAUGAUCUGUUCUGUUUCUUCUUUCAGUUGUUUUAUUAUUUUAUUUUUUUCCACUUGAUUGAUUUCUAUAUCUUACUUUGUAUUGUAUUUAUAUAUGUGUUGAAAAUGUGCAUGUUUUUUUUUUUUUCCCCAUCGGUGACUUUAUUCAAGAUUCAAGAUUUUCCACUGUUUGUAUUCUGUGGAAUUGAGAAUGAGACCAGCAUGGUAUCCAUGGGCAUGGUCAAAAAACCAGACUGAAGUAAAAGUAAUACGUGAAUAUAGUUGAAUUUGUCAUACUGUACACUUAAAACAACCGGCGGGUUUCACUCCGGCACUCGAAACGUGCACAAAGCAUUAAAGCAGAAUAAAUAUAUAUAUAUAUAUACGUAAAUGGAGUGAGACAUAUUUUGUUAUUUUUUAGCUCUUUUUUCCCAAAUCUGGCUGUGCACCAGUAACACUCUGCAUCCCGUAAAACAGACAAAAAAGAAGAAAACAGAUCUGUGAAAACGACAUAUUGAAGGCAGCGCUGCAUCUUUCAGACCUCAAAUCAAAAGGAUAUUGACGAUCGACUGGCUGCUUCAGAUAACAACACUUUGUGUUUCAAAUGACUUCGUUUUUACGUAUAUUUGUUGGCAGUCGGUUUUGUUGUUAAGUAUCAUUUUUUUACAGUAGCGAUUUGGAAACGUAUGCUUUGGUACCAACUUUUUCUCUUUCUAUAGGUUUGCUUCGAUUUCAACCUGUAAAGACUUAACGAAAUCCUUAUAUACAGUACAUAUAUAUUUAAAUGACCUGCAAUGAUGUACAUGUACAUUUCCAUCAUCAUAUCUUGCCGAUUGCCACAGCAUUGUUUGUAUGGUGUGCAUUCUUUUAUAUUGUCAUUUUAUAAAUAGUAAACAAAAAUGAAAUAAUAUGUAAAUAGAUAUAUAUGCAGACAGUACGUGACCAGUAGCGCCAACGUUCAUCCUUUUGGUCCUCCAGUGUGGUUAAUAUUAAUGGAUUGGUUUGAUGGAGCGCGUCCUCCGGUGCGCAGUGAGUGAGUGUGAGUGGAAAAAGAGCAGUGCACAACAGUAAAUCCAGUGCAUUUCAAUGUUUUUAAUCAUGCCAUUGUGAAAUGUCCCAUCGGCUCAUGAAAAAAAUCUUGUUUUUGUCCCUCAAUUGUAAAAUAAAUCCUGACGCAGUUCUUGACUAA